Molecule: messenger RNA, 2715 nt
Organism: Nerophis ophidion (straightnose pipefish)
Lineage: Eukaryota; Metazoa; Chordata; Actinopteri; Syngnathiformes; Syngnathidae
Product: coiled-coil domain-containing protein 106-like
Exons: 6
Coding region: 1345-2400 (351 amino acids)
Cellular component (GO): nucleoplasm
Source: RefSeq, a predicted model, not a curated record
UUAGUUUACAGGAAUACACUUGAAUCUAAAACCGUGGAUAUUUACCGUAUUUCCUUAAAUUGCCGCAGGGCAUAUAGUAUGUGCCUGCCUUGAAUUACUGCCGGGUCAAACUCGCUUUGCAAAAUAAUUAGCGCAUGCUUAGUAUUACCGCCUGGUCAAACUCGUGACGUCACGAGUGACACUUCCCCUGUCAUCAUUUUCAAAAUGGAGGGGGCUGAUUUCAAUACCGGUAAUUUGAAAUCGCGUAAAGGGAAGAAGAUCAAGAGCUAUUCAGUAGGAUUUAAGGUCCAAAGCUUACAUCACACUCACAUUUUUAGUGCAUGCCUUUGGUAAGUGCCGGAGUGAGAAGAGGUUUUAAAAUAAUUAGCGCUAGAUCCAAUCCACUAUGGAUUGGAUUUUCACAAUAUCAUGUUAGAUCCGCUCGACAUCCAUUGUUUUCGGUCCCCUAGGGGGGUUAGGGGGGUUGCCCACAUAUGUGGUCUUCUCCAAGGUUUCUCAUAGUCAUCAUGGUCGACGUCCCACUGGGGUGAGUUUUUCCUUGCCCUUAUGUGGCAAGGAAAAAUCGCAAGUGCCCUUUGAGGCACUUGUGAUUUAUGGCUAUAUAAAUAAACAUUGAUUGAUUGAUAGUGCAUGCUUACUUUUACCGCAUGCCUUUGGUAAGCGCAGGAGUGAGAAGAGGUUUUAAAUUAAUUAGCGCCCCGGCAGCAAUUCAAGGAAAUACGGUAUGUUACGUUAGGCCAGUCCUUGUAAGUGCUUUAAAAUGAAUAUGAAGGUUUGGAUAUUGUACAACAUUGUAUUGACAGACUGUUAUUUUCCUGCCCUCUAAUACACUUGACAUACACAACCACGCCUCACUUUAUUUUUAUAUCCUAUGACUAACACAUAGAGUACGAAAUCAAUUAUAUUAAUAAUAGCCCAUUAUGAAUAUAGGCCAGCUCAUUAUAAAUAUUUAAACGUGUGUCUGUGGCAGCUGUGGUGUGUUCAAAUACACUCGUAUAAUCUUAUGAUGGCACUAUUAAUCAUCAUAGAGUCCAACUACUUUAUUCCUUUAUAUGGCCGAAUAAAUAUAAUGACAAAUAAAGUUGUGUCGCACCUAUUUAUCCCCAUUUUUUGUGAUAAAUUUCAAAAACCCUCCCAAGAUGAUAGGAAUCUACGAUUGUCUUUUCUGUCCCUGAAGGCAGCAUCGCCAUUGCUGGUGUCCCAUUUGUAAGCGAGCUCCAUUGCGUCGAAGCUCUGCCCCCUAACAGUCUCCUCUUGUUUACACCUUAUUAGUGGAAACACCGGACACUCCACGACGGGUGAAAAGCAAAAACAUCGCGACCACCUGUUUAUAUACUGAAGGUGAUGUCGUCAUUGUGGCAGCAGGAGGUGUCGGGUUUUUCGCCCUGCGUGGAGAUCGACUCGAGCUGCGUGAGGAGGAGCAACGACAGGCUCGGCUCGCCGUCCUGGCUCAAGCAGGAGCACGACGACCUGCGUAUCAUCAAGUGGGAGAGCUUCCAAGCGGCGACCUCGGCUGAUGUGGUUCAAGACAACACGCCCAGCAGCGCCAUGUCAGCGUCUUCGCACCUCGAGAGCUUGCCUCCGAAGGUACUGCUGACUAUGACCAGGUUGCAAUGCAUGCUGGAGAGCAAACAAGAGCGCAUCGUGGCCCUGGAGCGCCAGGUGGAAGAUCUGAUGCAGGACCGCAAGUUCCUGCGGAGUCAGAUCGAGAACCUGACCAGAAAUCGUUCCUUUGCGCCACCUGGCCCCGCCGCGGCUGAGGGACUGCACAAAUCAUUACGACUACAACAUCCUCGGAAGAACCCACAAAACAUGUUUAAAGCCAACAAAGGAGCACACCCGGAGGCCAAAUCUCGAAAAAGAGAAAGAGCGUCUUCAAGUUCGUCCGCCGCCGGCGUUUGCGCCUCAGAAGCGUCGGACUCGUCGGUCAUGUCUGCAGCUUCCGGGGAGCACAGAAGAAAGAAGCACCACAAGGACAAGAAGCGGUCCAAGAAAGGCAAAGAUUACUGCAGAAAGAGAGCCACCGGGGUGCAGUACGUCAUCCACCGCUACAAGCAGGUGCUCUCCGCCUUCAUCAAGAAGAAGAGCAUGAGCGAGGCCUUCCGCCACCUCGGCAUCGACCGCAACACCAUCGCCAACACGGCUUCCAUCGCCGAGCUCCACCUGGCCGGCAAGGACAUGGCGCCGCUGGUGGGCACGUUCCGCCCCGGCGAGGAGACGCUGGUCAGCUACGCUCAGAGGUGCACCCUCGCCAUCGACGGCGACGCCGACCUCUCGCGGAAGAUCGACCACAUGAAGUCUAACGGGCAGCUGCUGCCUAUCUCGGGGAAAAGGUCCAGGUUGAUGCAUUCUCACCUCCCGCCACUCGGGGGAGUCACAGACAGCAUUUUGAUAGGUUGAUGCUACUAGUCCUUUUUAAAUUAUUUACAUACCUCAAGUAUUAGUAUUCAAUACCCCCAUAUUUCACUCUUAGUUUAUACUCUGUACAUAGUUAUUUAUUUUUUGUAAUAUUGAAGCAGUGCAGUAUUUGACACAGCCAGCAGGUGGCAGUGCAUACACAACGGGUUGUCCAUCUCUAUACACAACUCUGAUACAAGAUGCUACUGUUUGUCUCUCUGUCUAAGAUGGUGGAUUUUACGUCGUUUCUUUCUUUGUCUGUAUUCCACCUACCUUUCAAUUGCAAACUUUAAGUAAAAUUAUUUAAAAUAUGUUAAA